UUUAAUGUGCAAGGUGACUCUGGAAACAUUCCAGAGUGGCGCCUUCCCUUUGCGCGCCACCCAAGCAGAAGGACGUGAGGACGCGCCAGUGUCUCCCGCCCCGCAGCAGCGCCGCCGCCUCUCAUUUGCCACUCGCGCUCCCCGCGGGCGGACAUGCUCCUUGCGCGCACGCAGCCGACAUGAACGCCUUGGCGUGCGGACUAUGUUGGUACGUGUGCGUGCUGAGUGUCGACGCGUCUUGGUGGUACAUGAGCAGUCUGGGCUCCCGCGUGAUGUGCGACAACAUCCCGGGUCUCGUCAGCGAGCAGCGCCAGCUGUGCCGCCAGCAUCCUCGAGUGAUGCAAGCCAUCGGCGCCGGCGUGCAGGACUGGAUCGCCGAGUGCCAGCACCAGUUUCGCAACCACCGCUGGAACUGCAACAUCGUGGCGCGGGACCACAGCCUCUUUGGACGACUGCUGCUCCGCGGUGAGGCCGGCACGGGACCUGAUUGGGUCUUGAGUCCUUUUGCGUGCGAGUGUGCGUGUGAGGUGACGAUGCCAAGUGGGUAUUUCAAACCACAAUCUGUUCUCGGUUACCUUCAGUGGAUGAAUAAAGCGGUGAAACGAAUGACUUCAAGCGCAGGAGACGCUGACGGUGUGACGCUCGCUCCCCCUCCAGGCAGCCGCGAGGUGGCCUUCAUCUACGCCAUCUCGUCGGCGGGCGUGGUGCACACGCUGGCGCGGGCGUGCAGCCGCGGCGAGCUGGACUCGUGCUCCUGCGACCCGCGCAAGACGGGCACUUGGCGCGACCGGGCCGGCGCCUUCGACUGGGGAGGCUGCAGCGACCACGUGGAGCACGCCGCCCGCUUCGGACACGCCUUCGUGGAUGCCAAGGAGAGGAAGGAGCCCGAUGCGCGCGCCCUCAUCAACCUCCACAACAACAGGGCCGGACGCAAGGCGGUGAAGCGUCUCCUAAGCUUGGAGUGCAAGUGCCACGGCGUGAGCGGCUCGUGCAGCGCACGCACCUGCUGGCUGGCAAUGGCCGACUUCCGCCGCACCGGCGACGAACUCCGCCGCAAAUAUGAGCGCGCCGUCCACGUGGCCGUCAACCAGUACGGAGCGGCUCUGACGACACUGAGCGCGGCGGGAAGACGCACGGCACCGGGGAAGAACCAGCUAGUCUACUCGGACGAAUCUCCCGACUUUUGCGUGCAUGAUCACGACACAGGCUCCGUAGGUACGGGUGGCCGGCGGUGCAACGUGACGUCUCGGGGAGCGGACGGCUGCUCGGUCAUGUGCUGCGGGCGAGGCUACGACACAGCGCGGGUGAGCCGCAGUGCCAAAUGUGAAUGCAAAUUCCACUGGUGCUGCGUCGUGCGCUGCAGAGACUGCCGCCAGGUGGUGGACGUGCGCACUUGCAAGGACCACAGGUGACCGUCACCCUCAGCGAAAUGGUGAACUCGUUAAAUACGGUUAUAAAAAGUUGACACACCCCUGUUCAAGUGCGACAUUUUUGUAGAAUGAUAUAUGAGCCCAAGAUAAAAAAUUGCAGACCUCUUGCCACCUUUUUAUGUGACUUGUCACCUGCACAUCUUAGGGGGUCAGGAAAAGCCUACUAGACCAGCUGAACUUUGGCCUGAACCAGAGAGCACUUUAACGUUGCGCUGACCCCCACUAAAUGAGUUGGAAUGUUAUUGGUUGUUCUAAACAGCUGCGGCUACGUUUAUAAGAGGGUGUGCACAGUUGUGCAACCCCCCAUUGGUUUCUUUUUACCUUUCUUUCUAAGAAUUUUUCACAACACUUAAAAGGUUAUAGGUCACAUUAAUAGGAGAAAAAGAUUCUAAAUUAUGUCUUUUUUUAAAAUCAUAAAAACAGGGGUGUGUAGACUUUUAAUAUCCACUGUAGGUUGCUAUUUAGUGGAUUUGGAGUGAUUCCUAAUCGUGAUAUGUGAACUACUUAUUCCUACAAACAUGUUGCGAUAUUUGCUGAUGCCCUCACCCAAAUAUGGUCACACGAGCCUUUACAUUCUCAAUGUCAUUUUUGUUACCUUCAUUUCGUUUUUUUAAAUUCCUAAACUUGGGGAAUUCAAAAAGUAUUUAUUCAUUUUUUUAUUUAUUGUUUUAUUCCUCCUUCCGUUUGAAAUCAUUGUCAGUUUUGUUUUUUUCUACACAAGUAUCUGUACUUCUAAUUAAAAAAUGUGACUACUUUUUCCACUCGUCUUUCAGUCGCUAGAGACUUGAUGGGAGAACUUUA
Molecule: messenger RNA, 2231 nt
Organism: Hippocampus zosterae (dwarf seahorse)
Lineage: Eukaryota; Metazoa; Chordata; Actinopteri; Syngnathiformes; Syngnathidae
Gene: wnt2
Product: wingless-type MMTV integration site family member 2
Exons: 4
Coding region: 180-1412 (410 amino acids)
Biological process (GO): canonical Wnt signaling pathway; multicellular organism development; neuron differentiation
Cellular component (GO): extracellular region
Molecular function (GO): cytokine activity; frizzled binding
Source: RefSeq, a predicted model, not a curated record